CUCCUCCCAAACAAACCCUAUUCUUGUAUCUCCUCAAAAUCGAUUUCUCCAACCAAAAAUCAAAUCUUUAUCUUUGAUUGAUGGAAGAAGACUAUGCCGAAGACGCUCAUAUCUUCGGCGAUGGUGGUGAGGAGGAGCUCUCCGUGCCGAGAGGUGGGCCCCUCUACGUUGAGAAUCUCACCGGCCCUCUCACCAGUGUCCCUCUCUUCCUGUCUUCAAUCCUCCAAGAGCUUCAGGAUUUGGAGGUGGAAUUGGCUUCAGGUUCAUCCCGGGUUUUCGACGAGGAAGAUAUCUCGGUGGAUGAGCUUAGGAUCAUGACUGACGAAGAGUUGGUGGAAAUGGCUAUUAAGGAAGUCUUGAAGGAUGAUGAAUGUGUUUCCAAUCCAUCUUCUGUUCCAGAGGAGCCCUCCGGUGAAAGGAUAGCAGAAGAUCCUCAGACAUCAGAUCAUAAAACUUGUAAUGAGCAAUCAAGAAAAAAAGGAAUGAAGGAUAAUGAAGAUUCUUCCAAACUUCCAUCUAUUCCAGAGGAACCCUCUUAUGAAAGGGGAAGCGACAAUCCUGAGACAUCAGAUGUAAAAUAUUAUAAAACGUAUUCAAGGAGAAGGAGACGAAUAUUGAAGGACGAUGAAGAUGCUCUGAAUGCUUUGCCAAUAUCAGAAAAGCCCUUCAAGGAAAGGACAGCAGAUAAUCCUUAUAAAUCAAGUAUUGUGUCAUGCAAAGGAAAAGAAGUGAAGGACAAUAAUUUUGCUAUUAAGGAUGAUGAAGAUGCCCCAAAUCUUUUGUCUAUUCCAGAAGAGCCCUCUAAUGAAAGGAGAUCGGAUGAUCCUGACACGUCAUCUCUUAGUGUAAGGAAAUCAAGGAAAAGAAAAGGUAUGAAGGCAAAUAGUCACGCUAUUGAGAGAAAUGAUAGGGAGAAGAAGGCUUUUUGGUCACAAAUUGAGAAGAAGGUUGAGUACAUCAAAAAAAUUAAAGAAAAGCAGGAUGAGGAUAAAGCAGCGGUGACACUGCAUUCAUUCAACCGUAGUGUGAAAAUUAAGGGCCGUGCCAGUGCAUCCUCGGGGAAAGUUGAAAGGAUGAAACCCCUCAGAUCUGCCAGUUCAGCAGUUAAGGUAAAGUUAUCCAGCAUUCAGGGUUGCAUGCCUGUACACCAUCCAGAAGUUGCUCUUUCAAUUGAGGUUUAUCAUAAUGUGCGAAGCUGGGUCAAGACCCAAGAAUUCUUGGUCCUAGGACAACAAACCUUGACGGAGUUGAGGGAUAAGAUAUAUUGUUCAACAGACAAGGUGAUGGAAAAAGAUGGCCAGCACAAUCGUUCAGGAUAUUUCCUCAUAGAAGAUACAUUCUACAAUGAUCUGAGGGAUCCUUCUGCAAUAGAUUAUAGUGAAUCUGUAUUUGAUUGGCUUAGAAAUUCCAGAGAUGAUGCUUUAAAAAAAUGGGAGUGUAUUUUAGCUGGAAAAAUGCAAAAGAAGGAAAAAGCAGUUGUAGGCGACAUAACUGGCUCAAAAUUGCCUCGCUUCCAAGCUGCUGACAUGCACAAGACACAGUUUUGCGACUUGAAGUUUCAAGUUGGUGCUGGAUAUCUUUACUGUCACCAGGGUGACUGCAGACACACAAUUGUGAUUAGAGAUAUGAGGUUGCUUCAUCCAGAGGAUAUACAAAACAGGGCAGUUUAUCCAAUACUCUUAUUCCAAGUGAAGCUACAGGAACAGAAAUGUAAAGUGUGUAGGAUAUAUAGAGCUACAAAGAUGACUGUCAAUGACAAAUGGGCUCCAGAGAAUCCCUGCUACUUUUGUGAUAAUUGCUACUUCCUUCUUCACUAUACGAAAGAUGGAUCCCUGCAGUAUCAGGACUUCGAGGUGCAUGAUUAUCACCAUGAUCAACCACAUUGAUAUUCUUGUAGAAUUUUCCCUAACCCAUAUUGAUAAAUCAUAGUUUCUCGCUGUUGUGGAAAAUGUUUCAUAAUAGUGUUAUCAUCAUCAAGCAAUUCCAAAGAAUGGCUGGAUGAGAACCAUGGAUCCUCAGUUUUCAGCUAAUUAGUCAUUACUUUAUGUUAGACUCAGAUUCUUAAAAUCACAUUGUACAGUUGGUCUAUUAAGACUGAGGAUGUCACAAAAAGCAUCCUUGGAUGUAAUAUGUAAUAUGAUAACCAUUACUGCUAAUUUUCUAAGAGUCCAC
Molecule: messenger RNA, 2172 nt
Organism: Argentina anserina (silverweed cinquefoil)
Lineage: Eukaryota; Viridiplantae; Streptophyta; Magnoliopsida; Rosales; Rosaceae
Product: snRNA-activating protein complex subunit-like
Exons: 17
Coding region: 81-1886 (601 amino acids)
Biological process (GO): snRNA transcription by RNA polymerase III; snRNA transcription by RNA polymerase II
Cellular component (GO): snRNA-activating protein complex
Molecular function (GO): RNA polymerase III type 3 promoter sequence-specific DNA binding; core promoter sequence-specific DNA binding; bent DNA binding
Source: RefSeq, a predicted model, not a curated record